GCAACUUGAUCAGUCUUGCUGGUCACAAUGUUCGCGUAACACUGGAAAACAAACAAGAGACUGCUUUGGACCUGGCUCACUGGUAUGUCCUCCAACGAACUUGUGCACCCUUUGAAAGGUUCAGAGAUGGCUUAAUGUCUCUGGGUGUCCUAGAUGCUCUUCGGAGAUACCCUCUACAGUUAAAGUGUCUUUUUGUUAAGGGUGAAAAGGCCUUAACAGCAAUUGAUGUGGAGAAUCUCUUCCAUGUUAAAUAUUCCGAAAGAGGGAGUAAUGCAUUUCACGAAGAGAGCAGGACCCUGGCAUUCUGGCAAGACUAUCUUCAGGAUGCUGAAUUUGAAAACGAUGUCUCUCUGGAGGAUGUUCUUGUUUUCUGCACUGGAUGUGACAGCAUUCCAGCACUGGGUUUCUCUCCAAAGCCAAGCCUUGAGUUUAUUACCAAUUCCCGAUUUCCAGUGGCAAAUACUUGUGAAAAUAUACUUUGCAUACUAGUUCAUGCAGUUUACACUACUUUCAAAUCCGACAUGAAUUUUGGAAUACGCAAUUCACCAGGAUUUGGAAGAGCGUGAGGGGUAAAAUUACUGAGGACUUUGACCUUGAGUUAUGCCUUGAUUAUGCUAUUGAUGUUAUUUCAUUUUGUUAUCUCCUAAUAUUAAAAUUCUGCAUUUUAUGGACCAAAACACAUUAAGAAGCAUACAGUUAAAAAAUGUUCUUUGUUCUGUUUAAAGAUCCAUUUCAAGCCAUGGUUUUGUGCUCUAGUUCUCUAACCUGAACAGCCAUGCUGCCCUGCUCUAUUGCUCUGGCAGAUUGUUUUUUUUUUCU
Misgurnus anguillicaudatus (oriental weatherfish) is the source of this 819-nucleotide messenger RNA. The record is from RefSeq and is a predicted model, not a curated record. NCBI's taxonomy places the organism in Eukaryota, Metazoa, Chordata, Actinopteri, Cypriniformes, Cobitidae.